Cyclopterus lumpus (lumpfish) is the source of this 3246-nucleotide messenger RNA. RefSeq names its product voltage-dependent calcium channel subunit alpha-2/delta-1. Gene Ontology annotation, cellular component: L-type voltage-gated calcium channel complex. NCBI's taxonomy places the organism in Eukaryota, Metazoa, Chordata, Actinopteri, Perciformes, Cyclopteridae. The record is from RefSeq and is a predicted model, not a curated record. Gene Ontology annotation, molecular function: voltage-gated calcium channel activity.
AUGGAUACCUGCAGGGUACGAGCCUGGGUGUUCCUGGUCCUGUUAUGGCAGGGCGGCUGUUUGGCAUCACAGUUUCCGACACAGCUCAUGAUUAAAGAAUGGGUUGAACAGAUGCAGAAAGAGCUUGUAACCCUGGCAGACUCGGCCACAGCUGGGAACAGCCUCACUCAGAUUUCUGAGAACCAACACCUGUAUACUGUGGAGCAAAAUGACGCAGAGGAGCUGGUGGCAAGAGCAGCCAGGAAAAUUGAACAGCUGCUGCGGAAGAGGUCUGCUGCCUUGGAGAAACUGGCCACAUCUGCUGAGAUAUUCCAAAUGGAGCAUUCGUGGAAAGACGAGUUUGAGGGUGAUGAAAUGUCCUACUACAACGCAAAGGACAACCUGGAUGCAAAUGAGACAGAGGGAAGAAAAUUUAGGAUUCGACCCGACUAAGAGGACCCAGCGUUUAAGCGUUUGACUGAUCACAACCACACGGCUGUCCACAUCCCUACUGACAUUUAUGAUGGUUCCACCAUUGUGCUGAAUGAACUGAACUGGUCGGAUGCAUUGGAGGAAGUGUUUAGAAAGAACAGAGAGGAUGACCCGACCCUUCUCUGGCAGGUGUAUGGCAGCGCUACGGGCCUGGCUCGCUACUAUCCAGCUUCUCCCUGGAUGGAUGCUCGCAAGACCCCCAGUAAAAUUGACCUGUAUGAUGUCCGCAGGAGGCCAUGGUACAUUCAAGGAGCUGCCUCACCCAAAGAUAUGCUAAUCCUUGUGGAUGCAAGCGGGAGUGUGUCUGGCUUGACUCUCAAACUGAUCAGGACCUCAGUCAGUGAGAUGCUGGAGACUCUGUCUGAUGACGACUACGUCAAUGUAGUUUAUUUUAACACCAGGGUGAAGAAGACGGCGUGUUUUGAACAUCUGGUUCAAGCCAACGUGAGGAACAAGAAGCUACUGAAAGAUGCUGUUCAGAACAUCACAGCCAAAGGAAUUACAAACUAUACGAAGGGCUUUGAGUUUGCUUUUGAGCAGCUCUCUACGACUAAUGUGAGUAGAGCAAACUGCAACAAGAUCAUCAUGCUGUUUACUGACGGAGGAGAGGAAAGAGCUCAGGCCAUACUAGAGAAAUACAAUGCUGAGAAAAAGGUGAGGAUCUUCACCUUCUCAGUCGGACAGCACAACUAUGAUAAAGGACCCAUUCAGUGGAUGGCCUGCUCCAACAAAGGUUACUUCUAUGAGAUUCCUUCCAUCGGAGCCAUCCGAAUAAACACACAGGAGUACCUAGAUGUUCUGGGAAGACCAAUGGUUCUGGCAGACAAACAGGCCAAACAAGUCCAGUGGACUAAUGUAUACCUUGAUGCUCUGGAACUGGGUCUGGUCAUUACAGGAACACUACCAGUUUUCAAUAAAACAAAGACCAGAGAUGACAGGAAUGGCGAGCACCAGAAUCAGUUGAUUCUUGGCGUAAUGGGGAUUGAUGUGUCUCUGGAUGACAUCAAGCAGCUCACACCACGCUUCACUAUUGGUCCAAAUGGGUACUACUUUGCCAUUGAUCCCAAUGGAUAUGUCCUGCUGCACCCCAAUCUUCAGCCAAAGAAUCCUAAAUUCCAGGAACCUGUUACCCUAGACUUCCUCGAUGCUGAGCUGGAGAAUGACAUCAAAGUGGAGAUCAGAAGAAUGAUGAUUGAUGGUGAUACAGGUGAACGUACCAUUAACACACUGGUGAAAACCCAGGAUGAGAGGUACAUAGAUAGAGGGGUCAGGACCUACACGUUUGCACCGGUCAAUGGAACAGAUUACAGCCUGGCUCUUGCCCUGCCCAGAUACAGUGAACACUUCAUUCAAGCCAAACUGGGAGGUGACAUGAAGAGAACUAUGUCUUCUUCUUGGGCCAUGGAAACCAUACAGCAGGAGAGGUUUGAUGAGUUUGGUUACACCUACAUUGCUCCCAGGGAGUACUGCAAAGAGCUGAAGUUGUCACUCAACAACACCCAGUUUCUCCUCGACUUCAGCCAGCACAUUGAUAACAACACUACAGAUGCAUGUAAUGUGUCCCUGGUGAAUCGACUAAUCCUGGAUGCAGGUCUGACAGCUGAACUGGUUAAACUUUGGAACGAACAGCCAGUGGAUGGAGUAGUGGCCAGAUUUGUAGCCACAGAUGGAGGAAUCACACGAGUCUACCCAAGAAGUGCGGGGGAAGAGUGGACUGAGAAUCCUGAGACAUAUGAGUCCAGCUUCUACAAAAGGACCUUGGAUAAUAAAAUGUAUAUUUUCACAGCUCCAUCUUUUAACCCAGAGGGCCGGGAGCCUGUUACUGAGUCAGGUAUUAUAGUGAGCAAAGCAGUGGAACUCAGGUUUGAUGAAGUCACGCUCAAACCAGCUGUGGUGGGAGUGAAACUCAAUGUCUCCUUCUGGAUGAGCAUUUUCAUGAAUGCUACACUGAAGCUGAAUUGCAAGGAUGAGAUUUGUGGCUGUCUGAGGAAUGACAAGCAUGUAGACUGUGUCAUCCUAGAUGAUGGGGGAUUCCUCCUCAUGUCCAACCACGAUGAGUAUAUCACACUGAUAGGUCAGUUCUUUGGCGAGGUGGAUCCUGUGCUGAUGAUCAACCUGGUCAACACCUCCCUGUACUCGUUCAAUAAGACCUAUGACUACCAAUCUGUCUGUGACCCAGAGAAAGACAGCAAGGCUGCAGCAGGACGCCGCUCCGUCUAUGUGCCUACCAUUGCAGACAUGCUCAGUAUUGGCUGGUGGGCCUCCAGUGCAGCCUGGUCGAUACUCCAGCAGCUCAUCUUUGGUCUUAUGUUCCCCAACCUUCUAGAGGCAGUGGAGUCAGCAGAUGAUGACAUACCAGAUGCCAUGUUUAAGGAAAGCUGCAUCACAGAGCAGACCCAGUACUUCUUUGAUAAUGAUGAAAGUUCCUACUCAGGUGUCCUGGACUGUGGAAACUGUUCCAGGAUGUAUCGUGCCGAGAAACUGCCAAACACCAACCUAGUGUUCCUGAUCACCGAUGCCAAGGCAACAUGUUUGUCAUGUGACCCCAGGCCGCUACGGCAGGCUGAACAGCCCUCUGAAGGUCCAGAUCCGUGCGAGCUGGCUCAGAAUCCUAGAUACCGCAAAGGGCCGGACGUAUGUUUUGACAACAAUGAAGACGAUGAGCCCUUGUGCCCAAUCAGCAGAGGUUCUCCAUUAAGCGUCACACCUCUCUUGUUGUUUCUGGUGCUGAGUUCAGGGAAGAUGAUUCUGACUGUGGAGGAGGGACCUGCCUAA